This is a messenger RNA of Crotalus tigris (Tiger rattlesnake), 2685 nucleotides long. It is a transcript of the gene DGLUCY, whose product is annotated as D-glutamate cyclase. Gene Ontology annotation, molecular function: D-glutamate cyclase activity. Bases 248 to 2101 code for a protein of 617 amino acids. The transcript is spliced from 14 exons. NCBI's taxonomy places the organism in Eukaryota, Metazoa, Chordata, Lepidosauria, Squamata, Viperidae. Gene Ontology annotation, biological process: glutamate metabolic process. The record is from RefSeq and is a predicted model, not a curated record.
GUCCUCAUUGGUUUAGCGUCUACACCAAUCGCGGGCGCUGACCCCCCUCUCUUUCUCUUUCUCCUCCCCCCCCCAAUCUUCAUCCAAUUUCGAUCUGUCCUACCAGCGAGUUGUUCUCAGCUUACAAUCCUGGGUAGUCCUAGUUACUAUCAUAAACCUGAAAUGCACAGGUUAGGUGAGAGGCACUAUGAUCCAACCAUUCCCGGUUGGCUCCCUCCCAGGCUAGUGCCUCAGUAAGGAUGAAGAAAUGGUUUGCCUGACAGGUUUGAAAGCUCUUCUUCCUUAUGCUAUCAGAAAUCUGAUUCGAUCAAAUAAACUCAACAUUAGCAAUACCUCCGGAAUGGCAGAAGGAUUUGUACAGGCAAAUGUUGUAAUUAUACAUAAAUCUUUUGCUGAUGACUUUGAAAAAUUUUGUCAAGCAAAUGAUGGACCACUUCCCUUGCUGUAUAGAAGUAAGCCAGGGGAAUGGAAAUGUCCUUUCUUGAGCAACAGUUCUGAUAUAAGAAGUGACUGCUUGCAAUACAAGAAAUAUGAACAUGGAAUAUCCACAGGAAUUUUGACAAAUCUAAAAGAAUAUUCUGAACAGUUUAAAGACAUGGUGACCUUUUAUCUAGGCUGUAGUUUUACAUUUGAAAAGGCACUCCAGAAAGCUGGCAUUCCUGUAAGAAAUGUGGAACAGAAAUGUAAUGUAAGCAUGUAUAAGACUGCUGUUCCUUGCUGUGAUACCGAAUAUUUUCACUGUAAUCUAAUAGUAACUAUGAGAUAUAUACCUAAAGAUAAACUGAAAGAGUGUGUGCAAAUCACUCAUCCAAUGAAAAAAUCACAUGGAGCACCAGUUCACAUUGGUUCUUCUGAUUUGUUAGGAAUUAAAGAUCUUUCCAGUCCAGAAUUUGGUGAUGCAGUUCAAGCUCAUCCUGGAGAUGUACCAGUCUUUUGGGCCUGUGGUGUAACAGGAAUAGAAGCUGUCAUCAAUUGCAAGGCUCCACUGGCUUUUACCCAUUCACCUGGUUGCAUGUUUAUCACUGAUUUGGAAAUUGAAGAUGAUGCAUCUGGUAAUGAUAAAGAUCUCCCUGAAGUCUACUGUAUUUCUCAGAAUCCUUUGCAUUAUAGCAUUGCUUCAACAGCAGCUGUAAAGAAAAUUAUAUGCUUAGAAAAUAUAAUAGCGAUAGAUCCAGGGAACAGAGGUGUGAAACAUCUGUUUUCUCCGGAUGAACUUCUAAAGGCCUGCCUGUCGCUUUCCCAUGCAAAGUCGGUGUUGAUUACUACAGGAUUUCCCACCCAUUUCAAGUAUGAACCUCCUGAAGAAAAUGAUGGGCCACCUGGAGCCAUUGCAAUGGCAGCAAUCUUGAAAGCCAUGGGAAAAAAUGUAGUUAUAGUAACGGAUCAAAGAGCUCUCGAUUUAAAUAGAAAGAUAAUCAAGGAAGCUGUUGAGCAAGAAAUACUGGAAACACCAGUUCCUGUAAUCAGUUACCAAAGCAAUUCUCCAGAUUCAGCUCUGCAGUUCUUAUGUGAAGAUGGGAAUCCAGAAAAACCAAGAUUUAAUCAUUUAAUAGCAAUAGAACGUGCUGGUGUGGCUACUGAUGGUAAUUACUAUAACGCAAGAAAAGUUAAUAUUAAACAUUUAGUAGAUCCCAUUGAUGAACUCUUUAUAGCUGCACAAACUCUCCCAGGAAUUACUACUACAGGUAUUGGGGAUGGAGGAAAUGAAUUAGGAAUGGGAAAAGUAAAAGAAGCCACAAAGAAGCAUAUUAAAAAUGGAGAUAUCAUAGCUUGUGACGUGGAAGCUGAUUUUGCGGUUGUUGCAGGUGUUGCCAAUUGGGGAGGCUAUGCAGUUGCUUGUGGACUAUAUAUCCUCCAUACGUGUGAAAUACAUGAUUGCUAUCUGAGGAAAGCUGUUGGAUAUCCCAGGUUUUCCAAGUAUAAGAACUGGGCAUCAGCAUUACCUUCUGUGGCUAAGGAAGAAAACAUGCUGAAGAUAUUACAGCAGCAUCACGUUCGCAGUGGGAUAACUGCAAGUUUGGCAAUGGAAGUGGAUGCUCUGCCGUUCUUUGACAUUCAUUCAAAUUUAAUAGAGAGGCUGCUGGAGGAAACUUUCAAAUAAUACUCCCUCUCUAAAAAUAUGGUAUAUUAAACACAUUCAGUCCAGAAUACCAUUACACUCCCUGAUCAGAUAUCCUGCCACAAUUUACUAUUCCAAAUAUUAUAAGGUAGAAGAACCUGUGAUCAUACAGUAAAUUACUGGAAUAAUGUCAUUGCUGAAUAUAUUUUUCAGAAUGAUGUCUUUUUUCAAUUAUUUGACUAAAAUAUAUCAACAAUAAAUUAAUUGAAAAUGUAUUUCCUUAGAUUUAAACAAGAUCCAUCUGUGCCGCAUUUGCCAGAUGCCAUGUUAAAACUGUAAUUUAAGCAGUAGUCAUUUAAUUUGACUGCAAGAACGAGUCAACUCUAUUUUUCUCUGAAUUUCAUUUCCGAAAAUCCAAGGAUGCCUCCAAAGGAAAGUUGCAGACACUGUUUUGAAAUACUUUCUUCUCUCCCAUAAAAUAAUAAGAAUGGAACAGCCACUUCUUGCUUUGACAACAGAUGGAAAUGUAGCCAUUUUUUCUCUUUCGCUUUUAGAGUUAAUUGAUGCUGGGAGGGGGGAUUGGCUAAGAGUCCAGUUAGUCAUAACAAUAAUAACUCAGCCAUGGG